AUGAAAGUUGUAUUGAUGUGGACAGUUAGUGAUUUCCCUGCUUAUGCAAUGUUGUCCGGAUGGAGCACACAUUGUAAGUUAGCUUGCCCAUAUUGUAUGGAUCAAUCAGAAUCAUUCUGGAUUCAAAGGGGAAAUAAACAUUGUUGGUUUGACUGCCAUAGAAAAUAUUUACGCAAAGGCCACACUUUCAAAAAAGAUAAGAUUAAUUUUAAGAAAAACAAGACAUCUAAGAGCGAAGUAGAGAUUCCGUACCCAACCGGAGAUGAAAUUUGGCAGACAGUCAAACAUUUUAACAUUGUUUAUGAAGGGACUCCAUAUGGUCCAAAUUAUAUAAAGCCGGAUGGUUUUGGAGUGACACAUAAUUGGGUAAAGAGGAGCAUUUUUUGGGAGCUUCCCUAUUGGCGUCAUUUAUUGAUCCGACAUAACCUUGAUCUGAUGCAUAUCGAGAAGAAUGUUUUUGAAAAUAUGUUUCAUACAAGUAUGGACACCCCCAAAUCUAAAGAUAAAUUGAGCGCAAGACAAGAUCUUGAGAUGCUAUGUGACCGGCCUCUUCUAAAUCCCGUCCGGGACAAAAAAGGGAAGGCUUGGAUCAAGAAAGGAGACUACACUUUAGAGAGGGUCGAUGUUAAAAAAGUUUGUGCUUGGCUGAAAAGGUUGAAAUUUCCAGACGGAUAUGCAUCGAAUAUAGGGAAUUGUGUGAACGUCAAAAAUGGCAGUUUUUACGGUUUCAAGAGCCAUGACUGUCACGUCUUUAUGCAACGUUUGCUUCCACUUGCUAUUACAGGGUUUGUUCCAAAUAUGGACUUGUACAACAUGAAACGCAGUAUUGCUCAAACCAUCUGCAAGUUGGAGAAAAUAUUCCCUCCUAGUUUCUUUGAUUCCAUGGAACACCUAGUCAUACAUUUAGCUGAUGAAGCAAUUAUUGGUGGUCCGGUGCAAUACAGAUGGAUGUAUCAAUACGAGAGAAAGUUGGGCAUAAUAAAAAGAAGAAUUAGGAACAAAGCAAGGGUUGAAGGUUCAAUCGUCAAUGAACAUCUAGUGAAUGAAAUCGCUACCUAUUGUUCUUUAUAUUUUGCCCCCGCGGUUGAGACACACCAUAAUCAAGAGCCACGAAAUUUUGCACCACAACAUGACAACUCUUCAAGUGGAGAUAUAUUAAGUGUAUUUGCCUUUCCAUCAAGAAGAUUACAUGAAAAGGGUGGAAAGAAAAGACUCUUGAAACAUGAAGAACUUCACAAAGCACACACUUACAUCCUACUAAACUGUGCAGAAGUUGCCCCUUUCAUCCCAGAAUUUGAUCGAGCAGCCCAAGCAUCAUAUCAAAAUGAACCAAUUUCAGUACUUAGAGAUAAAUACUUUGCAGAAUGGUUUAAAUACAAAGUAACGAGGGACUCAACUGAUGGAAGUGCUAAACAUUUAGAACCUUUAGCAAAUGGCCCCUCGAACAAUGCUCGGUCUUACAACGGCUACUUUGUAAAUGGUUAUAUGUUCCACACACAAGAAUAUGGUAAAGGACGUGCAACAAAUAACUAUGGACUAUGCGUGAGGGGGGAGAUAUAUAAUGGCGAAGAGUCAGACUACUACGGCUUAUUGGAUGAGAUCCUAGAGAUUGACUAUUAUGGCAUUGGGCGCUCGACUGUUGUGCUAUUCAAAUGCACUUGGUUUGAUAAUAUCCGCAGUGUAGUAGUUAACAAGAAUAAAUUGUUUGAUGUUAAACCUACGUCUCGUAUUCAAACUAAUGACCCUUUUUGUUUGGCAUCACAAGCGGAACAAGUAUUUUAUACACCAUAUCCUGCGGUGACAGAUGAAUUAAAAGAUCUUUGGGCGGUUGUCAAGACAAAACCAAGAGGGGUAUAUGAAGUCACCGAAGCUGAAACGGAAGUUGCGCUUGAUGGAAGCACUGAAUCAAAUGGAGUCUUUCAUCUUGAUGAACGAUGA
Lactuca sativa (garden lettuce) is the source of this 1938-nucleotide messenger RNA. RefSeq lists its product as uncharacterized. The record is from RefSeq and is a predicted model, not a curated record. Lineage: Eukaryota; Viridiplantae; Streptophyta; Magnoliopsida; Asterales; Asteraceae.